AUGUUCCUCUUUGCCAGCAAAACUAAGACGCCCAUCAGCACCUAUGCGGACUCCUACAGGCCUCCAAAUACCUUGAAGAAGACCUUUGAGGAUCCUCCAGUGGCCCUGUGGAGCGAAAACAAGUUUGUGACGCAGGGUUUGUCUGUGCCCAGAGUCGACCAUCCGAUAGAUCAAAACCACCUGGAGAAGAUGGUGAAGAAGGCAGUGCAGGAAUACUCGUACAAGAACUCUAUAGAGCCAACAGCGUACCGGCCUUACAAAUAUUGGGUGACCAGGGAGGAAGCAGAGAAGGUCAACCCGGUCUUCAUUGGUGAUGACAGGUAUGCAACGUGGAGAACUGGGCCCUACAACAGCGCGGCGUGGAACAAAUAUACCACCUACCUUCCACGGAUCCCCAGGGAAGCGGGGAUGGAGACGAUCCUUCGCGGGAUGCCCAUGCAGUACCCACCCAAACCUGAGCGCCUCAACAAUUACGAACGGGAAGUCGUGGUUAACAUGUUGAACAGCUUGUCACGGAAGCAGCUUCCGUCCAUCCAACAUCACUACACCAUCCCCGGCCGGAUGCCCUACCAAGGUUACUACAGCCCCUGCACUGGACGCCACUACUGCAUGCGAGGGAUGGACUACUACGUUGAUGGGGCGCCCAGCAACGAGAGGCAGAUCAGCCAACUGGUUGAGAAGAUUGUAAGGAGUUUCCCGUACUACAGCCGCCACCAAGAGAUGAUGCUCUGUGCACGCAUGCCCGACCUGCCGCCAUAUUUCCCGUAUAUGAACCUUAAGUGGGAUACAAGCCAGUUUAAGAGGGCUGGAGGAGCAAAGAGGGACAGCUUUAUCAUUCAUCCUGAGUUUGUUUCGGAGUCAUACCCCAAUCCACCGUGUUGGUAG
Messenger RNA from Rhineura floridana, 885 nucleotides. RefSeq names its product sperm microtubule inner protein 6 (gene SPMIP6). Bases 1 to 885 code for a protein of 294 amino acids. Lineage: Eukaryota; Metazoa; Chordata; Lepidosauria; Squamata; Rhineuridae. Gene Ontology annotation, molecular function: alpha-tubulin binding. Gene Ontology annotation, cellular component: manchette; perinuclear region of cytoplasm. The record is from RefSeq and is a predicted model, not a curated record. The transcript is spliced from 8 exons.